AUGGGAGUGUCACAGAGAACCGUCAUUGACCCCUUUCUAUUCCCUCUUAUGGUUGAUGACAUAAAACCCAAACAACCUGAAACUAACGUAUUGGUUAAAAUUGCUGAUGCCAUGACCGUUAGUACACCAGUAAAGUCAAAUAGUGAUUAUGCAACAAUGGAGAUGAGAAACAUCGAGAACUGGGCAAGGAGAAACAGAAUGACUUUAAAUUCAUCCAAAACUUGGGAGAUACUUCUGAGUGGUGGAACUUCUAAGCCGCUACCAGUGCCUAUAAAAGGUACUAAAUGUAAGAAAUGGUUAAAACUGCUAGGUGUUACUUUCGAGAACGGUGCGGUGUGCUGCUGGGACCUACACGUUGAUGGCUUGUUGCCGAAGGCUGGAAGUCGAACGUAUAUUCUAAGAGUAUGUGAAAUGUACGGAUAUCGGAAGGAACAUCUCAGUUAUUUUUUUUGA
Molecule: messenger RNA, 453 nt
Organism: Paramuricea clavata
Lineage: Eukaryota; Metazoa; Cnidaria; Anthozoa; Malacalcyonacea; Plexauridae
Source: the annotation of a GenBank genome assembly